AUGUCAGCCUAUCCCUCCAUCCACCCUCGUUUCGACCAAGAGAACCGCGGGAACCUUCUCCUGAUGGCCAACUGGGGAUCCCACUCGGAACAUGGCUCUCGACCCGUAUGCAAGAACAGUCUGAGUCAGCAAGAGUCCGAAGCGGAGUGGUUCAUGCGGGCCAUCAGCGACAUUCAAACUGCCGACGAGACUGUCAUGACCGAGGAUACCUACUAUCUUUCACCUGCUUCGGACCACAGCGAGCCCUCGGAAUCCACGUCUUCGAACUCGGCGGAGGAAGAAGAUCUCCCGAUCGGAACAUGUUUGAAAGCUCUGCCUCGCAAUCGCUCAAGCAUGAUAUCGAAUACGUCGCACACCAAAUUGACGCUGGCGAAGAAGCUCGAGAUCAUCGAGUACUACCAGAAGUAUGCCUGUACACAAGCGCACGUAUCAACUGUCUUCGGGAAGAGCACCUCCGCGAUAUCCAAACUGCUACAGCCUGAAAACAUCAAGCGCUUGAAGAAGUUGGCUGAAGCUGGUGUGACCUCGAACAUGAAGCGCUGCUCUGCGAUCCAUCAUCCAGAGCUUGAAGGCCGCGUGCACGAAUUCGUGAAGUCAUUGGAAAAGAAUGAUGCGCAUUGCAUCAGCAAGCUCUGCGAGUUUGCGCUGUCGACAGCCAAGGAGCUCAACAUUGAGAAAUUCAAUCCGAAUAGAAGAUGGUGCCAUCGCUUCCUCAAGCGGCAUGGCUUCAGUUUGUCCAAAAUCCGAUGCGUUAAAGCUGAGCUCCGGUGA
Guillardia theta CCMP2712 is the source of this 771-nucleotide messenger RNA. RefSeq lists its product as hypothetical. The record is from RefSeq and is a predicted model, not a curated record. The coding region runs from base 1 to 771 and encodes 256 amino acids. NCBI's taxonomy places the organism in Eukaryota, Cryptophyceae, Pyrenomonadales, Geminigeraceae. The transcript has a single exon.